Messenger RNA from Anisakis simplex (herring worm), 222 nucleotides. Lineage: Eukaryota; Metazoa; Nematoda; Chromadorea; Rhabditida; Anisakidae. The record is from the annotation of a GenBank genome assembly.
AUGGCUAUACUCCAGUCCUUGAAUUUGUUGGAUAAGCAAUUUGCGAUAUGGCGUGUUCCAGCGCCAUGGUUACCACGAACCAAGAAAGCACAAGGCACGAAACUGGGUGGAGGCAAGGGCAACAUUAGUCAUUAUGUGACUCCGGUUCGUGCGAAUCGUAUCAUUCUUGAAGUUGGCGGUUUCAUCACCGAAUAUGAGGUUUGUUCCGUGAUUGCUUGUUGA